CGCUGUUGCUAGACCCGUUCCUAUUGAACAAACACACAGAGCGACACGAUGCUAUUAGAAAGCGAAGCAUUUCUAACGGAGUUGACGCGGAUGUUCCAGAAGUCCAGAGAUUCUGGCUCGUUAGUGAUAACUAUGAAGCGAUGGGACGGUCAUGAAAAGCCGAAACCGAGAGAUCUAGAGAAGAAGCCCCCGAAAAAUAAGAAGCUGAAAAAGAAGCUUGAGAAGCUUCAAAGCAUCGCUCCUGCCCAAACUAAAGAGUACAAAUGCCUUCUGAGAGCUGUAUUAGGGAGCAGAAAAAUUUCCACUGUCGUUACGCCCCAAGAGGCAAUGAAAUUCCAAGCAUCUUACUCUAUAUUGUUGAGAGGGAACAUAGAUGGCUUGAGGAAGAAGGAGAAGAAGAAAGCAGCCGCGGCGAACUGACUAUACGCGGCAAGAUAUCGAGAGUACAUUGUACAUACAAUAAAUUAUGUGAAAUCUAAAUAAAAAGAAGUAUUCUCGUUUGUUA
Messenger RNA from Galendromus occidentalis (western predatory mite), 505 nucleotides. RefSeq names its product signal recognition particle 14 (gene Srp14). Gene Ontology annotation, biological process: SRP-dependent cotranslational protein targeting to membrane. The record is from RefSeq and is a predicted model, not a curated record. Bases 49 to 420 code for a protein of 123 amino acids. NCBI's taxonomy places the organism in Eukaryota, Metazoa, Arthropoda, Arachnida, Mesostigmata, Phytoseiidae. Gene Ontology annotation, molecular function: endoplasmic reticulum signal sequence receptor activity; 7S RNA binding. Gene Ontology annotation, cellular component: signal recognition particle, endoplasmic reticulum targeting. The transcript is spliced from 3 exons.